AUGACCGACGUGCGCACCCAGCGCCUCAACCUGCAUACACUGCCGCCGGAGCUAUUGAACGCUGUCGUGGAUGUCCUUCCCGAGCGUCAUGACCUCUUGGCGCUGGCGCUAGUCUGCUCUACGCUUCGCGAUAUAAUCGUUCCUGGACAUAUCCAAUAUCGUGUCCUGGUCGCGAGUGAGGAAGAAGUGGGCUUGUGGGCUUGUCUCGCAGUGCGCGGUCAUCUCGCCCGCAAUGUACGCGACCUGGAAAUCUUCGACCGGCUCGAGUUUGAGCGUCGGACUCAAUGGGGAGAACCUGUGUGCCCGCGUCUUCCGUCUUGGACAGACACCGAUCGGCGUGGUCUGGCCUACCUCGAGGAGCUGUACCUCGCCGAAUCUUUGCCCCGUACCCAACGUUCGCUGGCAGGACGCGUCGCACUUAGCCGCGCUCUACGGGCCAUGACACGGCUGGAGUCUGUCACUAUCCACGCGACGUCGGGUAUGACACCGGAGGAUGUGCAGGGAAAGUUCGACCUGAUAUCGCUCGUGCUCGGCGCGCUAUCUGGGACACCGCGGCUAGUUUGUAGCGAAUGGACGGACCCGUCGCUCGGGCCGGAUUCUUACCCGGCGACCGCGGACCACCCGUUGUUCUCGCAAGCAUGGUUGCGUACCUUAGACGUGCGUGAACUAGUGCUCAAUGUCGAGCUCUGGCCAGCACUUUGUGCAAUGCUGGUACACUCCCCAGGACUGGAGGUCCUUGGUGUUCCGGCCUUCCGUGAUUCGUCGCAGAUCGCCGUAGCGACUGCGUCGGUUCCCAGUCUCCGACGCCUCAAGAGCCUCUACAUCGCAGAGAAGAUGCACAGCCCAAGCAUUCAAGCGGCCUUGUUCGACUUUCUCAAGUCAGCCAAUCACGAUCUCCGUGAACUGCGGUGGACAUGUCCCCCGCUUGUUGACGCGCCGGUGCCACACGUCCCUUCGCUUCGUCAUCUGCGCAACUGCAGUACCCCGUUCCUUCUACGCUUCUUAUCAGGCGUCCCGUCGUGCUCUCUCCGCCUCGACAGUCUAGGGCCCCUCGCUUUCACACCGUCUCACGCACCCCAUCUGCUGGCGUCUCUAUCUGCCCUGGACCCAACAGCAUUGCACACGCUGUGCUUAUCCGCCGUGGAUUCACCGCAGACACUACAAACACUCUCGCGCUCCUUCCCUGCGAUUCAAAACCUCACAUUACCUUGCUGGCCGUCGUGUGUAGACAACACACCCACCCUCUCACGUGCAGCGUAUACAGUCUGGAAUAUGUUCGCGCUAUCAAGCACUCCGUCCCUGAACAUCCAGCGCCCAUCGGCAGCGGCACUACUGACGCUCUUCCCUCACUUGCGUGACGUGCGCUUCGUGGAUACCGGGGACGAAACACUCAACGCGGUCAAAUGCUUGGACGAAGGCGCAAGCGUGUCACCACCUGAGGCAUGUCGGGAGACGGUUUCGGCGCUAAGGAAGCGCUAUCCUGGUCUACAGUCGGUAAAUGGGUGGAAGAUCGCGGAAUGA
Molecule: messenger RNA, 1521 nt
Organism: Peniophora sp. CBMAI 1063
Lineage: Eukaryota; Fungi; Basidiomycota; Agaricomycetes; Russulales; Peniophoraceae
Source: the annotation of a GenBank genome assembly